AUGCAGAUCAAAGUACGAACGCUCACCGGCAAGGAAAUCGAGCUGGACAUUGAACCAGACUACAAGGUUUCAAAAAUAAAAGAGCGCGUCGAGGAGAAGGAAGGCAUUCCGCCGGUGCAGCAGCGAUUGAUCUUCGGAGGAAAGCAAAUGAACGACGACAAGACUGCAGCCGAGUACAAUCUUGAGGGCGGUGCGACAUUACAUUUGGUUCUGGCUCUACGUGGCGGACGGUGA
Dissoconium aciculare CBS 342.82 is the source of this 234-nucleotide messenger RNA. Its product is annotated as ubiquitin. Gene Ontology annotation, molecular function: ubiquitin protein ligase binding; protein tag activity. The transcript is spliced from 4 exons. Bases 1 to 234 code for a protein of 77 amino acids. Lineage: Eukaryota; Fungi; Ascomycota; Dothideomycetes; Mycosphaerellales; Dissoconiaceae. Gene Ontology annotation, biological process: modification-dependent protein catabolic process; protein neddylation; regulation of proteolysis. The record is from RefSeq and is a predicted model, not a curated record. Gene Ontology annotation, cellular component: cytoplasm; nucleus.